Messenger RNA from Canariomyces notabilis, 2630 nucleotides. RefSeq lists its product as uncharacterized. Gene Ontology annotation, cellular component: SAGA complex. NCBI's taxonomy places the organism in Eukaryota, Fungi, Ascomycota, Sordariomycetes, Sordariales, Chaetomiaceae. Gene Ontology annotation, molecular function: transcription coactivator activity. Bases 380 to 2539 code for a protein of 719 amino acids. The transcript is spliced from 2 exons. Gene Ontology annotation, biological process: regulation of transcription by RNA polymerase II. The record is from RefSeq and is a predicted model, not a curated record.
CAGUAACCGAAGUUAAGAAACUCGACUUAGCGAUAUCGCUAAUGUGACCUCAAAGUUAACACUUUGUAUGCUGCUGAGUCAGCGAGCCCCAAGUUGCCUGCGGGUGGCCUCACUGGCCUGUGCAGUGGCUGCCGAGACAGGGAUGUGCCACGUCUCGGCGCGACGACAAUCAUUGGAGGGGUGACGUGCAUUGUGCUCCGAAGGAAGCCUGGGGCAACGACGACCGAGUUUCGCGACUGCUAGUUCGGACCGGCACGGGCGCGCCCAGGAAACCGCUCUCUCAGCAACCGAGAUUACAGAAAUCGUGGAAAUUUGUUGUUGGUAAACGACGGGGGCCAUUGCACCGCUCGAUACGAACGACGGCAUCGGGUCCACCAAGAUGGCUCCGUCAUCGAGUCAGAAGGGGACUGGCAAGAAAGGGGGCGCCGGCGCCAUUCGCCAACAACAGCAGCAGCAGCAGCAGCGCAGCCGCAACACCACUCCUGGCGCGUCGCCUGCUGUCGCCAGCUUGCCCCCCGUCGAGACGGUCGAGACCGAGACCAUCGACCUGCGUUUCGAAGUCUUCCGCAACCUGACCUUCGAGGACAUGGUUGAUCCUGCCGCCUCCAACACCCUGUCGCCCGACUCCAAAAGCCUCGACGGCAUCUUGUCCCGAUUGCAGCGGUUGAGCGAUAUAAUUGACAAGCGGGGAACCAACUGCGACCGCGGAAUGAGGCUCCUCGCCCAGACCCGGAGGCAGCGGCUGGACGAGCAGGCCUUGGAGCGCGGGCGCGAAGAGGAGCGGAGACAGCGCGAGGCUGAGGAUGAGGAGCGCGAGCGGAAAGCGAACAAGAAGAAACGGAAGGGAACGGAUAGUUUGGCACCCCAGAGCAGGAACACAGAUAUAUCGUCUCCUCUGCGCGACUCGACUGGAAAAUCAAGGAAGCUGUCUCGCGACAACGAUUCGGCCAGCUCGUCGCUUUCACCUGUCGCUCCACGGACUCCGAGCAAUAUGGAUGUCGACGACAAGGCGAAAGCCGAGGCAAACGACGACGACUCUAGCUCUUCCGACGAGGGCCGCCCGCCCCCUCCAGCGCGACCGCAGGCCAACACGUUUGGCGAUGACCCGUCUACAUUCCCCGAUCCGACCGUCUACGAAAUCUUGCCGGUCAAGCCAGGCAUGACCGAGGAAGAAAUAAAACAGAUCUAUUCAGUAGCCAGUUAUCCGAAGAGUGACCUCUCAGAUCUGAUCGCCGGCGACCCCCCGGACAAAGAUUUCAGCAAUGCCAAGCCCAGUAACCAAAUCAAUUUCAGCACUUUCAGCACUUACAUUGAGCCCUACUUCCGUCCGUUCACCGAGGAAGAUCUGGCCUUUCUUAGAGAGCGAGGCGACCGUGUAACACCGUUCGUCAUGCCCAAACGGGGCAAGAAACACUACACCGAAAUAUGGGCAGAGGAAGACGGCAACAUGGCGAUCGACUCAUCCCCACCAGGCGGCCGGGACAGGCUUCCUCCCAACCAAGCGCGCGGCAGCAUCGAGAAUAUGGAUGACGAAGUAGCCGAGACAGAUAAGCUCUCAGUCGGCCCGCUCCUCUCACGACUCCUCCAAACCUUGCGCCACGAGCACCGUGUACAGCCAGCCGAGGACAGGCCCGGCAUGGCCAACGGAAUUAAUGGUGAAGGCGAUGGCGUAAACGGCACCGCCUCCUUCGACUUUAGCUUCAGCGAUAACCCGUCCGGCCCAACAUCCAAUGGCCAAAUUGAUGGGAUCAACGGCGCCGCAACCUCACAGCCACUCAACGCCAACACGUCGUCCGAUCAACAACAAGUCCAAACCCAGACCUUCCCCGCAGCAACCUGCAUGCCCGAAUCAAACACGGAAUCCUGGAAGAAGGGAACGCACCCAAAGCUGGACUACUUGCAAGUCGACGAGCGCCUCAAGCAGGAGUUGCGGCACCUUGGCUUCCUCCCGCCGCUGCCUCACGACCCGGCCAACCCGUCGGCGCCGCCGCAGCCCGACCCGUCGGCCACGGCCGAGUACGACGGGCACUACGACGACGAGGUGGCGGCGCGCCUUCGUCUGCUGCAGGCCCGCCUGCGCGAGCAGGCCCUCCUCAACGGCGCCCGCAAGGCCCGCCUGACGGAGCUCGUCAAGGAGCGCAUGGCCUACCAGGAGUACCAGACCAUCCUGGAGGAUCUCGACUCGCAGGUCCAGGCCGCCUACCUCAAGCGCACGCGCACCAUGGGGAAGAAGCCUAAGAAGGCCCGCCCCGGCCAGGCCGUGCCUGCUGGCGCGAGCGGCGCCGGCGGUGCCGCUGCUGGUGCUGCCGGCGGUCCCACUGCCGGCAUGGCCAGGCCCGGCAUCGGCGAUCUCACAAAGACGCUCAUGGAAAGGAGGCGACGGUGGAUCGAGAGCAUUGGGACCGUGUUUGAUGAUGAGGGUAUUGCCAAAGUGCCCCGUGCCAGUGACCCCGGAAGCACAAUCUUCAAACCGGCCGAGAUGGCUGAGCUGCUGAAGAGGGAGAAGGAGGCUUGGGAUGAGGAGGUGGAAGAGGAGUGACUUACACUAGGCAAGGCUGGGGUAGCAGGGUUGGGCUGGGCUUUCGCGGUCUUAUUCUGUGCUGCUGUUAAUCAGACGGAUUUGAUUUGGG